GUCAGCCAGUGCAUGAACAGUGAAUAAGUACGUUUGUGUUGCUGUUCCUGUCAUACUCACACUUCGCGGCGCGUUUUCUCCCCUCUCACUAUCUCCUCCAACUUCGACAUCUGGUUCUUCACCCUUACCUCACUUUGUCGUCAAGUCUGUCGUGAAUCUCCGCCAACUUUGACCUCUGAUUCUUUACCCUCGCCUCACUUCGUCGUCAAGUCCAUUGCCAAUCCCCUCCAACUUCGAGCUCUGAUUCUUCACCCUCGCCUCACUUCCUCGUCAAGUCUGUCGUGAAUCUCCGCCAACUUCGAGCUCUAAUUCUUCACCCUCGCCUCACUUCCUCGUCAAGUCUGUCGCCAAGUCAGCAUGGCAUCGACAGAACGCCCAUCUCCAUCGGAGAUGUCACCGUUGACUCAAAUCUCAUCCGUUGAACUGCAGAUGCUCUCCGUCGACCAAAUUCUCGACAAAUACGAGCCAGUCAACGGCAAGGACGAUACGAUCAAGAUCCUUCGAGCAUUUUUGGAUGAUCUCCCCCUGGACGGCAAGAAAAACCUCAUGGAUGAUAUAGAAGCUUGCUCGCUGAAUUUGAAGGCGCUAGCUGAUUCCCUGAGGGAUGAGGUCCUCGGACCACUGAGAGCAAUGGGUGGUCAGACUGCAGAACCGACACCAAAUCCACGGCCUGGACGGGAAGAGUCAGUGGAGAUAAUGGCGAGCAACAUUGUCGAGUCGGCCAGUCGCAAUGACCAGAAAUGGCUGAAGGAAUGCUGUCUCAAGCGCGAUGGCCAGAGAUGUAUCAUUUCGGGGAUAUUUGAUUACAAUUACGUCCAGAAGAACGCGCUUGAUGAGGAAGGGGAAGAGACGGAGUGCACGCACAUUAUCCCAUUUGCGAUGGGGCACUUCGAAACCGACGCCAAGGCCCGAGAACUGCAGGGCACAUGGGUGGCAAUGCGGCGAUACUUUCCGAUACUCACCGACCCCACUCAUCAUUUCUCCCAGGAGAAUAUCAACGAGUGUAGGAACGCCAUGACGCUCCAUCACGGUCUCCACCGCAACUUUGGCAAGUUUCGAAUUGCUCUAGAUCCUACAGAGAAAGAGAAUGAGUACAAUAUUCUCCAGUUUCGUGCGACAGCCACUGCAAAACGCUUCCUACCAGCCAAUAACAAGAUCCUCUUCACUCAGCACGACUCCCGCUAUGCCAUGCCCAGUCCGGAGCUUCUUCGUAUCCACGCUAUCAUCGCCAAGGUGCUUCGUGCUUCUGGACAGGCGGAAUAUAUCGACAAGAUCCUCCAGGAUCGGGACAACACGGGCGUGCUUGCAACUGAUGGCUCCUCCAACGUUGGGGCAUUUCUAUCGAUGUCUCAACUUUCCCUCAUCGCUGCCCCAGCAAGAUCCAUGUCGGAGAAUGUUCGUCCAGGGGGAGAAAAACAGGCGGAAAGGCGCUCCGAAGCUAGGUUCGGGGAGAGGCAGGAGAAUUUCGGUCAAUAAACUCGAUUCCUCAUAGAUCGUGAAGUUGAGGCCAUGAUGGAUCGGCUUUGGAGUUGCUGUGAUCUGAUUCAAAGUCCUUGGUGUUCA
Molecule: messenger RNA, 1563 nt
Organism: Paecilomyces variotii
Lineage: Eukaryota; Fungi; Ascomycota; Eurotiomycetes; Eurotiales; Thermoascaceae
Exons: 1
Coding region: 358-1476 (372 amino acids)
Source: RefSeq, a predicted model, not a curated record